Molecule: messenger RNA, 2852 nt
Organism: Drosophila novamexicana
Lineage: Eukaryota; Metazoa; Arthropoda; Insecta; Diptera; Drosophilidae
Gene: sano
Exons: 4
Coding region: 25-2394 (789 amino acids)
Source: RefSeq, a predicted model, not a curated record
CUGCUCUCGUUCUUUAACCGCGACAUGGCCGCCACCGAUGGCCAGAUCAUAUUGGCCGCAUCCCGUUUUGGGGAUGCGACGCCCGUUUAUUUGCGCGACUUCUCCAAGCAGCCGCUGCCGGCGGUGGCCAAAAUACUUAAGGGCCAGCAUCAGGCGCUGGGCGUGCCCACCCUAUCGGCGCCCUCGCUCCAGAGCACGGCGCUCUUUUUGAGCGCUGGCAAAAAAUAUCAGAUAUUGGCGCAGCCCAUCAAGAUCAAGGAGGGCCGCAAGCCCACUAACGUGGGCGCCAAGGUGCUCAUACCGGAGACAUACGGCGGCUAUUUUGAGCUGCUCAGCGAGGACGGACGCUCGACGCGCUGCAUCGAUUCCGUUCUGGAGCUGGCCAGGCGGCGCAAUGCCCGCGUCCUGGUGCGCGAAACAUUUCGCUGCCAGCAGAUGAAUCGCACCAUACACGCCGGCGAGCUGUUGACCACCAUGAACGACAACGGCAAAUAUCUGCAGUGCCGCAAUAUCAAGGACGAGAUCAUCAAUCUGCCACUCGAUACCAAAGCCAAGUUCUCGCCGAUUGCGCGCGAGGACAGCAUUAGCGGAGUGCACACCGUCAAGAAUCUGCUGCUCAAGCGGAUGCCCGUCAUUGUGAGACUCGUCCAUGGCAGCGCGCCAAAGGGCCUGAAGCAGCCUUUUGUGCCGGAGCUGCGGCUGCUGGGCUGCGUGGAGAUCGAUCGGAUAUUCGCGCUGCCGCUGCAGAAGGACACGGAUCUGGUGCCGGUGCCGUUGAAUGCAAAGAUUAAGCUGCAGCGCGUCAAGAAUAUGGAGCAGCUGGAGCAUUUCAUAGAGUAUACGCGCUUUCUGGACAAGGCGCAGCGACUGCUGGCGGACGCGCGGGAUCGCCUGCAGAUUGUCGAUCUCAAGCUGAGCGAAAAGGAGAAGAAGGACUCCAAGUUCAGCAGCCGCAACAGCGGCAACAGGCUGCCGGUGGUAAUGCUGCCCUCCGCAGCGGGCCUGGCCAGCGGCUGGGUCGAGAGCGGCUAUGUGCUGCGCAAGAGCGCCAGCUGCGACUCCUGGUCUAAGCAGCAGCAGCAGGCGCUCAACAGCGCCGACAUCGCCGAGGAGUACAACGAGAUCGAUCACAUCUAUGACUAUGUGCGCGGCCUGACGCCGCUAUCGAAGGGCCUGUCGCGCUUCGAGCCUAUCUGCGAGUCGCCCACACUCAAGUCGCAUCACACGGACAGCAGCGGCAAUGGCAACUACUGCAGCCUGAUACGCGCGCCGGCAGCUCCUGCUGCCGCUGCCCAGUCACAGCAGCCCAGCAGCAACAAUAACAACAACAACUACAGCAGCCUGGAGUCGAACAAGCAUAGCAGCAGCAACGGCGGCGGAGGACACCAUCAUCCGUACCCGCACCAUCAGCAGCCGCCGCAGCAGCAGCAGCUGCUGCAUCAGCAUCACCAUCAUCCGUCGGCGCUGCUGGUCAAUCACUAUCAUCACAGCCAUAUACAAGAGGAUAUCAAGCCGGUGCCGCCGCCCAUUGAGACGAUACCCGGCAAGAAGCCGGCCGAGAAGCGGCAGCGUCCCACAUUACCAAAGCUUUACAUCAAGAAUGCGAAUGCGCACAGCGCCGGCAGCAGCAGCAAUGGCAACUCCACCGGCACCGGCACCAGUCACAGUCACAGCCAUAGUCACAGUCACAGUCACAUUCACAGUCAGAGCCAUUCGCAGCAGCAGCUGCCGCCAACGCCGGGUAGCAGCAGCAACAACAACAACACGGCCGCCAUUGUGGCCAGCGCCGCUGCAGCAGCGGUAAACGCUCACCACGCCCACUCGCACGCCCAUGCACACCACGCACACACACACCCACACGCACACCCACACCACGGCAAGGUGCUGACGCCCAACAAUCAUUUGCCCGUUAAAGAAACGCUGGAGCCGCAGUCGCCGCUGUUUCAUAUCAGAUACAAGAGCCUCAGCAGCCUGCAGCUGACGCCGGACAGCAAUACAGGGGCCAUGACGCCGCCGACGAUCUCAGCCAAGGCAGCAGCAGCCGUAGGGGGCGGGGGCGGUGGCGGCUCACAGACGCCGCCCGAUGUGGUGCUCAAGUGCGGCAGCAUACUCAACUCGCACGGCUAUCUGGCGCACAGCCGCAGCUCGAGCAGCAACAACAACAACAAUCACAACAACCAUAAUCCGCGCGAGGGAACGCUGGACUCGUCGCGCAGCGGGGGUCGCACAUCGGGCGAUUCACAGAAGCUGCCGGAGAAGAAGACGCGACGCUUGUCGCGGCCGCGCAGCCUCUCCAAUCUAGUGUGGGAUCUGCGGCCAUCUAAGGAGAAGUCCAAGAAGAAGCUCUAUGUGCAUCAUUUUGAUCAGCGUCAGCAGGCGACGCUCUAUCUCUAGGAUGUCAAAAGGGUUGCCGAGCUAUGCGGAGUCGAGCUGGAAUGGAGUGGAGUGUAAUGGAGUGGAGUGGAGUGGACCAGAGUGGACUGGAAUGAAGUGGAGGAGAUUCGUUGCCAAAUCGUUUCGCUGCCAUCAACGACAAACCCACAGACAACAACAACAACAACUACAACAAAAACAACAACAACAAGCAUCAGCAACAUUUAGCGCUGUGUGUGUUCCUGCAGCUUUCACCAUUUUAGCUUGCAGCAGCAAUUUUAAUUAACAAUUGAAUUGUGCCUUCCCCUGCGCCCAGAACUAUGCUUUAAACAAAAAUUCCACUGAAAUAUUUUUGAAGAAUAUUUUGCCUGGAUGGACGAAAGAGAACGAAUAAUGAGAGAGACGAAGAUACAGUGAAGAAAAAUGACGGAAGAACCAAACAAAACCAAUCACAUGAAGCGCUGACAACACACACACAC